AUGUCUUUCUCAUUUGGCUUCGCCGGUGACGAUAUAUCCGACGACGAGCAGGCUCCCUCUGUUGUCAAGCCUGACCCUACUCCCGCUUCCACCAGCAGCGCAUUUCCUGUUCCUGGCAAGCCUCAGCUCCCACCAACCGUGCAUCAACUGUCCGAUCUUCUUGCUCAGCUACCGUCCAAGAUCGCCUUCAGUCUUCUAGAUGUUACGCUCGACGAUGGUACCACCAUCCGACUGCCGCGGAGGGAGUUGUGGGACGUGAGAGUGCAGCUGAUGGCAGAGGAGGAAGAUGUUGCCGGUGCACAGUCUGAGGGCCUGGGCAGUCAUGAUGUGAAGACGGGUGUUUAUGAGGGCGGUUUCAAGAGCUGGGAAAGCAGUGUUGACCUUGUCAAAGUGCUGGCUGCUAACAAUGCUAUAUCUGCGCUAGAGCAGAGGCCUUUCCGAGUUAUGGAGCUUGGAUGCGGUACUGCUUUGCCAUCCCUGGCCGUCUUCCAAUGGGCCAUGACCUCAGCGUCAGAAAAGAAACCUCUGUCUCUGAUCCUUGCGGAUUACAACCCUUCCGUUCUCCAACUAGUCACUCUUCCCAACUUCAUCCUCUCAUGGGCCCUAAACAACUCUCAGUUGCCCGCUCUUCACGAAGCCUUCUCAAUCGAGGGAGAAGUCGAGCUUGGCCCUGAUAUUCUCGCUGCUUUCCAGCAGUCUCUCGUGGAAUCGAACGUCACGCUCUCUUUCGUGUCUGGCGCUUGGUCUCGGGAUUUUGUCGAUCUAAUCUAUACCCUACCUUGCGGAGACGGCCAGCCAAGCAGCACACUGCUUCUCGGUGCAGAGACAAUCUACUCUCCGUUUGCGCUUCAGGCCUUCCUUGAAACUCUCUUCUUAAUUCUGGAGAAAGAGCGGGAUACCGAGGGCAGUGAAACAGGUGCGUAUAUAGGAGCGAAACGCCUGUAUUUCGGCGUUGGCGGUUCGCUGGAUGACUUCAUCGACAAGGCACGGCAGAAGGGGGCCAAGGUAGAGCAGUUAAGAGAAGAGACAGAGGGAGUGCGACGUGGUGUCGUUCAGUGUGUUCUAGAACACACAUAG
This is a messenger RNA of Fusarium sp. VM40, 1077 nucleotides long. The record is from the annotation of a GenBank genome assembly. NCBI's taxonomy places the organism in Eukaryota, Fungi, Ascomycota, Sordariomycetes, Hypocreales, Nectriaceae.